This is a messenger RNA of Cyprinus carpio (common carp), 2768 nucleotides long. RefSeq names its product regulator of microtubule dynamics protein 2. The record is from RefSeq and is a predicted model, not a curated record. NCBI's taxonomy places the organism in Eukaryota, Metazoa, Chordata, Actinopteri, Cypriniformes, Cyprinidae. Gene Ontology annotation, molecular function: microtubule binding. Bases 144 to 1346 code for a protein of 400 amino acids. The transcript is spliced from 13 exons. Gene Ontology annotation, cellular component: spindle microtubule; cytoplasm; mitotic spindle pole.
CUCACCAGAGCACUGAGCUCCACAGCUGUGAAGGCCACAGAUCCGCUCCAUUACAGGCGGAACCUUUAGUAUCAAGCACCGGAGCCAUACGGACUGUUUUUGCAGACGCACCGCUUCGCUCAGGAGCGUUUGAACAGUUUAGGAUGGCUCAAGCGGACAGCAGGGCUCUGGCUUUGGGAGUUCUGGCAGGGGCUGCUGGGAUCAGCUUGGCGAUUGUCUGCUUCCGCAAAAUAGGAGCAGGGGGUGGUGGCAGAGUCCUACACCUGAGGAGCAACGCAGAUCACACGGCAGGCAGCCUGGGUCUGCAGACGGGCCAGGCGGAGGUGCUGGAUCGGCUGGGAGCUCUGAUCCACUGUGUGUCUGAGCUCAAAGAGGAGGUAAAAGCCUUGAAGGAUGCACUUCCACACCUGCAGGACAACGUCAGAGAUCAGCUGAGGGGCCGGAGUGGGGAUGAUAUCACCACUCGUAAAGCAAGCACCCUUCAUCGAACUCUCACCAGGAGAAAAAAAGCGAGUGCCUCAGCUACAAGUGAAGGACAAAGCUCAGAAGAGGCGGAAUCCUGUGGAUGGUAUAUAACGGCACUGACAGAUUCUGAGGAGGAGGAGGAAAGUGACGAUGACCGAAAGCCACCGCAGGAGCCAGUGGAUGAGCUCACGGCCCUGCUGCAGAAAGCAGACCGACUGCACAGCUGUAACGGGGCAGAGAAAGCACAAGGCCUGAAUGCUCUGCUGGAGAGGAAAGCAGAGUUUGAUCAGAAGUGCCAGUACCUCUGGCGGUUGUCCAGAGCCUAUGCAGAUGCACAUGAUUUUGCUGUAGACCUUGCAGAGAAGAAGAGCUGUGCUGAGAACGGAAAAAAAGUUGGUGAAGAGGCAAUUUCCAUCAAUCCACAGUGUGCUGAAGGUCAUCAGUGGUAUGCUAUACUCUGUGGGCUCCUGUCAGAAUAUGAAUCUAUUCAGAAUAAAAUAAAAAAUGGUUAUCUUUUUAAGGAUCAUCUGGAUAAAGCAAUUGAGCUGAAACCUGAAGAUCCUCUGUCGUAUUACUUGCUGGGCCGCUGGUGUUAUGCUGUGUCACAAUGUACGUGGAUAGAGAGGAAAGUUGCUGCUACUUUGUUUGGAGAGCCACCCAGUGCCACAGUCCAGGACGCCCUGCAGAACUUCCUCAAGGUAGAAGAGAUCAGUCCCAAGUAUUCAAAAUUCAACUAUGUGUUUUUAGCCAAGUGUUACAAAGACUUGGGUCAGAGGAGACAAGCCCAACAGAUGUGUGACGCUGCCUCUGCAAUGAACAUUCAGACUAAAGAGGAUGAGGAGGCACAGAAGGAAUUGGAUUCUUUUGUUUCAUCACUUUAACAAGUCUCCAACAAAAGCUGUCUGUCUUUGUGUUCCAUCUCUUUGAACUCGACUGUGACUCGACUUUAGCGGUUUACCCACAAACCCAACAUAUGAACUACUAAUGUUGGCCAGGCCACGUUAUUCCUCUACUAAAGGGAAGACCAGCAGCAAUAUUUUGUUUAUUUUUAGUUUAUGCACAAAAUACUGUAUGUGUUUUACAUGACAGUUUCUUUUUAAUUCUUUUUGUCUUUUUCUUUUUCCCAAAGUACAUUUUAGACAUCAUUAUAGUGGCAAUACAUUGAGUGGCUGUCACCUAUUGAAACCCACAGUGACCAUCAGUGGCUGCUGUUAGAAUGAAUUUAGAAUGAAUUACACAAAAAAAUGAAAUUUUGCUGAAAAUCUACUCGCCUUUAUGUCAUCCAAGAUGUAGAUGAGUUUGUUUCUUCAUUUAAAAACAGAUUUGGAUAUAUUUAGUAUUCCAUCACUUGCUCACCAAUAGAUCCUCUGCAGUGAAUGGGUGCCGUCAGAAUGAGAGUCCAAACAGCUGAUAAACACAUCACAAUAAUCCACAAGUAAACAACACUAUUCCAGUCUAGUUUGUAAGAAACAAAUCCAUCAUUAAGACACUUUAACUGGAUGAGUAAAUUUGAUUAUUAGCGUGAAGUCAACAAGAAAGAGAAACAAGAAAGAUCUGUCCGGUUGGCAUUAAAAGCAUGCAUUGACAGUUCCACUUGUUUUUGUGUGCCUUUUAGGGGCAUGUUUAUGUGUACUUUCUAAUUAGAAUUUCUUUCUGUUUUUGUUAAGCCAAAAUUAUUAAUGAUUAUUUCAUAGACAUAACUUACAAAACACUAUGACUAUAAACCUGUAAACCUCAUGAAGUGUCUGAAACAAACCUUUAGAAGAACUUUGGCACAUUUAAUAUUUAGUUCUUCCAAAAAAAAAGCUGCUGAUAUGAAAUUGCAAAAUUGAAAAUCUGUCAAAAAUGUUUAACCUUUCAUAGCACAAUGCUCCCUAAUGAAAUGCAGUCUUUUGCAGUUUUUAUUAGGAACACCUGAACAACUCCAUCUGGAUUUAAUCUUGUUAAUCACAUUCUCUUUGUCGAAUGUUAUAUUUUUGUAGUUCAAUUUAAUAACUCACAUGACUUGUGUAGAUUUUAAUCCCUAGACAUUAUUUUUUGACCAAUGAUGAUUUCUAAAUCCCAGACAAAUUAUGGGGACCAUGUAAGUCUAAUGUAAUUUUUUCCCCUCGUGUUAUUGCUAAAAUUGUUUUAAUGUCAUUUGUUGGCAUCCAGCAUUAUAAAUGUAUGCAUUUUUAUGUAAAAAUGAUGGCAUUUGCUCUCUGUAUGGUACAUUUUUGAUUAUUGGUGAUUGAGAUUGUAAUUGUGCGUAUGAAGAUCAUCACUUCAUCUCUGCUGCUCAAUACAAUAUACAAUAAGGUGAA